UGUUAAAAUAAGCUUAGAUUGCAUAACUUGUAAAUGUUUGUUACAUAUACAACCAAUGGUAUAAGACUUCUGGUUUGUUUGCUUUUCUUGUAUAAUCGAUUUACAUCUACUUGCAUCUCCAAAAUACAAAUUGGUUAGCUUAAUGUAACCAGAAAAUAUAUAAGGUGGAAUGCAACAAAAUAAUACGUAUUUUUGAAAAACUAAUAAGAAUGAUCGUCAAUGCAUGUUGGUUGUGAUGAUUCUGAAUCAUCAAAAUCAUUAGCUUUAUAAAUAAUAAUUUAAAAAAUAUAUAUAGAACGUAAAAAAAAGUUAUAAUAAAUAUAUAUGUUCUAAGUUCAUAUAAAAGCCUGCAUUCAUAACUCCAAAGUGUAUGUGGUAUAAAUGAUCAUGUUGGUAUAGAAUAGCACGGACUGGUGAUAAUAAAUAAUUUUGUUUCUAAUUAACCAAUUUUCUGUUAAGAUGAUUAUAAUAACCAUAUCAUAUAAAAUGAAAGGGUGUCUUGUAAAAAGAAGAAAAGUGACUUAUCAUCUAUAACCCUAAGAGAAGAGAACCAAGACCAACCCUCUCUUUUAUAUUCCUUUUUAUUUUUCUUUCUUUUGUCUUAGUUUUCACCCUUUUUAUCAUUUCACCUUAGACUAAUCCAUCAUUUCCCUCUUUCUUCACAAUUUUCUCUGUUUGAUGUAGGUGAAGAUAGAGAUAGCAUCCAUGGACAUGUCUAGGAGAAGCAACAGUUUUGACAAUAAGAAAAUCAGUUGUCAGAGAGGUCACUGGAGACCUAUUGAAGACGACCAUCUCCGGCAACUCGUGGAACAGUAUGGGCCCAAGAACUGGAAUUUCAUUGCUCAACAUCUUUGUGGAAGAUCAGGGAAAAGUUGUAGAUUGAGAUGGUACAAUCAACUUGAUCCAAACAUCACCAAGAAACCUUUCACUGAGGAAGAAGAAGAGAGACUUCUCAAAGCUCAUCGGAUCCAGGGGAACCGUUGGGCCUCUAUAGCAAGGCUAUUUCCAGGGAGGACCGAUAACGCUGUCAAGAACCAUUUUCAUGUCAUCAUGGCUAGACGCAAACGUGAAAGCUUAUCUUCUACGUCUACUUCUACGUUCAACCAAAGUUGGCAUAAUAUAUUGAGCCCUAGUUCUAGUCUUACAAGGCUUAAUAGAUCCUCCCAGUUUGGACUAUGGAGGUAUCAAAAGGAUACAAGUCGUGGUCACUGGCCUUACACUUUCGUUUCAGCACCAAGAGAUGAUCAGUUUGGAUCUUCAUCGAUCUCGAAUGUACGCAAAGAAGUUUAUCCUGAGAGGAGAAAGUUGAAAGAGUUGGUGGAUGAACACAAUAACGCAUUUCACACAGCUACACCAGAUCAAAACAAGAACUCAGUUGAAGAUGGACCCUCCACGGGAGAUGAUGGUGGGGAGAAAAAUGUUACUUUCAUUGAUUUUCUUGGAGUUGGAUUAGUUUCUUAGGUUACACUCUCACAACUCAAUGAUUUUAAAGGGUAUCUAUCAUUAGGGUUAGGUAUCAUUUUCAGCCUUUUGCUUCCUUAAAACCUCAUAUGGAUCUUCUAUCAAUUACAACUCUCAUUUUCCGUCCA
This is a messenger RNA of Brassica rapa (field mustard), 1589 nucleotides long. RefSeq names its product transcription factor MYB54. Gene Ontology annotation, cellular component: nucleus. Gene Ontology annotation, molecular function: DNA-binding transcription factor activity, RNA polymerase II-specific; RNA polymerase II cis-regulatory region sequence-specific DNA binding. Gene Ontology annotation, biological process: regulation of DNA-templated transcription. The record is from RefSeq and is a predicted model, not a curated record. NCBI's taxonomy places the organism in Eukaryota, Viridiplantae, Streptophyta, Magnoliopsida, Brassicales, Brassicaceae.